Kogia breviceps (pygmy sperm whale) is the source of this 12178-nucleotide messenger RNA. Lineage: Eukaryota; Metazoa; Chordata; Mammalia; Artiodactyla; Physeteridae. The record is from RefSeq and is a predicted model, not a curated record.
AUGGCUACAGCCUUCAAAAUCAUAAGCUCCAAGCAGCCCAGCACCAGCCCAGAGAUGAAGUACACUCUGGGAAAUUCUUGGAAUACUUCAACAGCAACUGUCCCUAUGAAGACCACAGCGGAACCAGUCACACUUCAGUCCACAGCCAUAGAGAGUGGCAGCAUCAGCCUCCCUCACCUGCCCACAGGAUUCAUGACACCAGCCAAGUCACCAGCAAAAGGGACAGCAACUACAGAAUGGGUCUCACUCUCUCCAUCUGAGGUUUGGACCAACUCCCAUCUUGGGACUCCAGAAGGGACCAAAAAGUCAUUGGGCACAGUGUCCUCUGUCUCCCAAGAGUCAAAUCCUAAAGGCAACAUAGGGACUGGUCCACAAAGAAGCCCAACUCCGAUUCCAAGGACAACUGGAAUGAAUUUAUCCGUGUGGCUUGGCUCCACUGGAGGGACCACCGUGGACACACAUGUCUCUCUGAACACAUCUUCCAUUGGUCCUGAAGACUCUGUGACCAUCCCAGACUCUGUGACAACCCAGAUGGUAACCAUGAGCUCAGUGACAGAUAAAUCUGAAUUUAUAACCAAGACAAGGGUCAACAUCACAGUCACUCCUUCCACUGUUCUGAGUAAAGAUACAAUGACAGAUGAACAACAGGCAAGUAUAUCUGUGAGUGAGGCUUAUUCAUCUGCUAGCCCAUGGUCAGAGCAGACAACUGGGAGUAACCUGAUUAUUGGUAAAUCCCCUGAGGCCAAAGACACAUUGCAUAACACCUCCUUAGAACAAACCACAUUAGCAUCUCUGACCUCUGAAAGCCAAGACAUUACCAGCAUCACCAAUGCCACAGGAGGAAAAAUGAGCUCUUCACCAUCUGUCACAUUCCCCUCCGUGGGGUCAAAGACACUGGCGACCAUCACAAGUGUAGUAACUAGUGAUGUUGCCUCUACUCUUGGGCAACUAUCACAGACCUCAUAUCCUGCAGCAGGAGUGAGCAACAUGGAGGUAACCAUAGCUUCCACUCCACUUGUCACCACCACCAUCACCACUAUGGAAACCAAUUCAGUCCUGACUACCAUGCCGGACCCAAAAGCAAGUGUGAGCAGCAUGGACAGCACCCUGGCUACAGAGACCAGUACAUCUGCCCUACAGCACCCACCCACCAGGUCAUCCACAGCUGCAACACCAGGCCCCAGGACUAUCACAGACAUGGCUUCAAUCUUGGAAGUCACAGGUUCUCCUAAAGCAAAUUCUGCAAUGAGCACAACUUCAUCCAUAGCGUCAAGCACUGAAUCAGGCUCUGUGUCUACCCCGCAUGGCCUUGUGACUGUCAUUGGAACCAGCCUAGCCAUCCCAUCCUCCUUUGCUUCAGCUGAAAAGACAGAGGCCAGCACAAGUGUAAGGACAUUGAGUCCUUUAGACACAACUGCCUCUAUGCCCAUAUCAACUUCUGGUGUUGAGAGGAUGAGCACCUCAGUUCCUGACAUUUUAAGCACAAGUCAGACUCCCAGUAGAAGAGAAACAGAAGCCUUGCAUGUUUCAAUGACUUCUAUGGACCAUCCAAAUACAAAGACUAUCCCAAAGAGCCUCCCAUCCACUCCUCAGCCUGAUUCUCUGUCCACUCUUAACUGGGCCACUGGGAGUUCUGUGUCAUCAGCCAUAACCUCUACCUCAGUUCUUCAAGAGGUUACAACUCCUUCAGAACUCCCUUUGGAGAACAUGAUCAGCCCAACUACCUCACAGCUGCCCUCCUCCAUAGAGGACAUUACAAGUGAGGUCACACCUGUUACAAUGGUAAAUAGCUCUAAAGUCACUUUAUCAGGGAGGCCAGAUCUUGCCAGCAAAGAAGUAGAGCAGAGCUCUACCCAGCUUCACAUCACAGCUUCUGCAGAUCCAGGGUAUAUGUCUAGACCAGAAGCAACGACUCUGGAUUUAAUCCCAUACACAGUAAGAACUCCAUAUCCAACUCCCCGGGUGAAUGGGAUAAGGACUCCUACAACACAGGCAAGAGCUACACCUCAUUCCUGGAUGGGGGAAGAAGAAUCAAGCUCAAGAACAUCUCUGAACACAGAGGUGAUAAAUGUCUCUUCUGUCUCAGGAGGGACCAUCAAGGAGGUUACUGACUCCCCAGGCCUAUUAAAGACCACAGAUCUACUGGGCAUAAGCUUGGAAUCUGGGACAACUUCAUCUCCAAAUUGGAAAAAUGGCACAUAUGAGAGAAUAGCCACUUCUGAACCUACCAUAGACAAAGAGACAAUUCACCCCUCUACAAACACAGUAGAUACAACAGUAUGGCCCUCAAAUUCUGAACAUGAUCUUCAUUCCACUGUCCCAGCCCAUUCAGAGUCAUCCAUGGGCACAUAUCCAAUGAAUACUACCUCCAUCAUGCUGAAUACCAUUGUUUCCACAACAACAACUACCUGGCCAGAAUCCACAAGGGCUGGAAGAGAGCUUGAUUACCCCCUGACCACUGAACUGAGGGAGUCCAGUAUUUACAUGGAUACCAACUCAACCGCAGAGAUAAGCAGUGUCCAUUCCCUAAGUUCUUUUGCUAUUACUCGGGUGUCCGGGACAGAAGUCACUACCUCUGACAGAAUUUCCAGCCCAGAUCUAGCUCAGUCCACAAGGUCAUCAGACAUCACCAGGCCCUCUACCUUCCCUGACAUAACAGACUCUGAAAAAAUGACCAUAACCAUGCAAACAGGUCCUUCUGGGACUACCUCGCUGGGUGCACCUACCAUGGACACAUUAGUCACAGCCUCCUUGUCAGGGACUUACUUGGCUGUGACUCAGGGAUUUCCACAGUCAAAGAUAACCACUCAAGUGAGCAAAGGUCCUGAAGGUGUGUCAUGGACAAACCUUCCCUCUGUGGGAGAAGCCACCUCUUCCUCUUCCCUAGCACCUAUCUCUGACACAACCUCAUCUUCUCAUGUUUUGUUGACAUCACAAGGGCAAAGUACUUCCUCUACUCUACCUGUGACCUCAGGUCUCUUGCCUAAGAACUUUGGCUUGGGGAAGACCAGAGACAUGUUGAGGACGAGUUUGGAAACUGAUACCAGUUUACCCCCAAAUUUGAGGAGUAGCUCAGAUGAGAUGUUUGUCACCACAGAUAUAGAAGCAACUCAUCCUUCCACAAACACAGCAAUGACGCAUGUAGAGACUACCAGUUAUGGACAUGAAUCACAUUCUCCUGUCCUGGCCCACACACAGCCAUCCAAAGCUACAUCUUCAGUGGUUACCUCCUCUACCAUGUGGGACACUACUGCUCCCACAUUAAUGUCUGGCUCAUCUGAGACUAUAAAGAUUGAGAGAGAGUCAGUGUCCUCACUGAAUACAAGACUUAGGGAGACAAGUACCUACCAGGAGACCGGCUAUGCUACAGAGACAAGCACUGUCAUUUCCAAUGUGUCCACAAAUGAUGCUACUACUGAGGCCACCAGGAAACAAGUUACCUCCUCUAACAGGAUAUCCAUCCCAAGCCCUAUUCACUUCAAAACUUCUCCAAACACACCUACAGAAAGCAGAACCAGCCCCUCUAUAUCCAUGUUCAUGUCAGAAUCUUCAGGAAUGACCAUCACCACCCAAACAGGUCCCCCAGGGGCUAUAUCACAGGACACACUUACCUUGGAUAUAUCGACCAAGGUCUCUGGGGCAGGGAACCAUUCGACUAUGACUCAGAGUUUUAUGCACUCAGAGAUGACCACUCUCAGGAGUAGAGGUCCCGAGGAUGUGUCUUGGCCAAGCCCUGCCUCUGUGACAGAAACUGGCUCUCCAUCUUCCCCAGGGAAUGUACCUGCCAUGACAGCACCCUCCCCUGAGCCAUCCACAUUACCAGGGAGGAGCCCCUCUUCUCCUACCCCUGUGACCUCCCUUCUCGCUCGCAGCCUGGGCAAAACCAAAGACACAUUGGCUACAAGUGUGGAACCUGUGUCCAGUUCAACUUCAAGUGAGAUCAGCACCACCAUUGAGAUACUGUCCACCUCUGAAGCCUCCACAGGCACAGAUGCAAUUGAGCCCUCCAAAAACACAGCUGGGACCCACAGGGCCAAAAGAAGUUCUGGACAUGAAACACAUUCCUCUGCCCCAGCUGACUCAGAGCCAUCCAAUGUCACAUCCCCAAUCAUUACUCCUUCCACCUCUAGGGACACCCGUGUAUCCACAUCAAUGCCUCACUCUUUAGGAACUACAAUGUUUGAGAUACACUCCACAUCCUCUCUGACUCCUGAACUGAGGAAGACCAGCACCGUCCAGCAGAACAGCUCAGCCAUAGAGAAAAUCACUCUCCUUUCCAAAGUACCCACUGAUACGACGACUGAGAUCUCUAGGAUAGAACCGAUCUCCUCUAGCAGCACGUCCAUCUCUGGCCCUGUUCAGUCCGCGAUGUCGCCAGACAUUCCUGCGGGCAUCAUCACCAGGCCCUCUGCCUCUCCAGUGAUGACAGAAUCUGCAGAAGUGACCGUGACCCCCCAAACAGGUCCCACUGAGGCUACAUCACAGCACCCACUUCACUUGGGCACUACAACCAACACCUCAGGGGCAGAGAUUCACUCGACUGUGACUCAGAGUUUUACGCAAUCAGAGAUGACCACUCUCAGGAGCAGAGGUCCUGAGGAUGUGUCUUGGCCAAGCCCUGCCUCUGUGACAGAAACUGGCUCUCCAUCUUCCCCAGGGAAUGUACCUGCCAUGACAGCACCCUCCCCUGAGCCAUCCACAUUACCAGGGAGGAGCCCCUCCUCUCCUACCCCUGUGACCUCACUUCUCACUCGUAGCCUGGGCAAGACCAAAGACACAUUGGCUACAAGUGUGGAACCUGUGUCCAGUUCACCUUCAAGUGAGAUCAGCACCACCACGGAGAUACUGUCCAGCUAUGAAUCUUCCACAGGUACAGAUGCAAUUCAGCCCUCCAAAAACACAGCUGGGACCCACAGGGCCAACACAAGUUUUGGACAUGAAGCACACUCCUCUGCCCCAGCUGACUCAGAGCCAUCCAAUGUCACAUCCCCAAUCAUUACUCCUUCCACCCCUACGCACACCAGUGUUUCCACAUCAAUGCCUCACUCUUUAGAAACGACAAUGUUUGAGAUACACUCCACAUCCUCUCUGACUCCUGAACUGAGGAAGACCAGCACCGUCCAGCAGAACAGCUCAGCCACAGCAAAAAUCGCCAUCCUUUCCAAAGUACAAACUGAUACAACUACUGAGAUCUCUAGGACAGAACCGAUCUCCUCUAGCAGCACAGGUCCUGAGGAUGUGUCUUGGCCAAGCCCUGCCUCUGUGACAGAAACUGGCUCUCCAUCUUCCCCAGGGAAUGUACCUGCCAUGACAGCACCCUCCCCUGAGCCAUCCACAUUACCAGGGAGGAGCCCCUCCUCUCCUACCCCUGUGACCUCACUUCUCACUCGUAGCCUGGGCAAGACCAAAGACACAUUGGCUACAAGUGUGGAACCUGUGUCCAGUUCACCUACAAGUGAGAUCAGCACCACCACGGAGAUACUGUCCAGCUAUGAAUCCUCCACAGGUACAGAUGCAAUUCAGCCCUCCAAAAACACAGCUGGGACCCACAGGGCCAACACAAGUUUUGGACAUGAAACACAUUCCUCUGCCCCAGCUGACUCAGAGCCAUCCAAUGUCACGUCCCCAAUGGUUAUUCCUUCCACCCCUGCACACACAAGUGUUUCCACUUCAAUGCCUCACUCUUUAGAAACUACAAUGGUUGAGAUACACUCCACAUCCUCUCUGACUCCUGAACUGAGGAAGACCAGCACCGUCCAGCAGAACAGCUCAGCCAUAGAGAAAAUCACUCUCCUUUCCAAAGUACCCACUGAUACGACGACUGAGAUCUCUAGGACAGAACCGAUCUCCUCUAGCAGCACGUCCACCUCUGGCCCUGUUCAGUCCGCGAUGUCACCAGACAUUCCUGCGGGCAUCAUCACCAGGCCCUCUGACUCUCCUAUCACCACAGAAUCUGCAGAAGUGACCGUGACCCCCCAAACAGGUCCCACUGAGGCUACAUCACAGCUCCCACUUCACUUGGGCACUACAACCAACACCUCCGGGGCAGAUAUUCACUCAACUGUGACUCAGAGUUUUACGCAAUCAGAGAUGACCACUCUCAGGAGCAGAGGUCCUGAGGAUGUGUCUUGGCCAAGCCCUGUCUCUGUGACAGAAACUGGCUCUCCAUCUUCCCCAGGGAAUGUACCUGCCAUGACAGCACCCUCCCCUGAGCCAUCCACAUUACCAGGGAGGAGCCCCUCCUCUCCUACCCCUGUGACCUCACUUCUCACUCGUAGCCUGGGCAAGACCAAAGACACAUUGGCUACAAGUGUGGAACCUGUGUCCAGUUCACCUUCAAGUGAGAUCAGCACCACCACGGAGAUACUGUCCAGCUAUGAAUCUUCCACAGGUACAGAUGCAAUUCAGCCCUCCAAAAACACAGCUGGGACCCACAGGGCCAACACAAGUUUUGGACAUGAAGCACACUCCUCUGCCCCAGCUGACUCAGAGCCAUCCAAUGUCACAUCCCCAAUCAUUACUCCUUCCACCCCUACGCACACCAGUGUUUCCACUUCAAUGCCUCACUCUUUAGAAACUACAAUGGUUGAGAUACACUCCACAUCCUCUCUGACUCCUGAACUGAGGAAGACCAGCACCGUCCAGCAGAACAGCUCAGCCAUAGAGAAAAUCACUCUCCUUUCCAAAGUACCCACUGAUACGACGACUGAGAUCUCUAGGACAGAACCGAUCUCCUCUAGCAGCACGUCCACCUCUGGCCCUGUUCAGUCCGCGAUGUCACCAGACAUUCCUGCGGGCAUCAUCACCAGGCCCUCUGACUCUCCUAUCACCACAGAAUCUGCAGAAGUGACCGUGACCCCCCAAACAGGUCCCACUGAGGCUACAUCACAGCUCCCACUUCACUUGGGCACUACAACCAACACCUCCGGGGCAGAUAUUCACUCAACUGUGACUCAGAGUUUUACGCAAUCAGAGAUGACCACUCUCAGGAGCAGAGGUCCUGAGGAUGUGUCUUGGCCAAGCCCUGUCUCUGUGACAGAAACUGGCUCUCCAUCUUCCCCAGGGAAUGUACCUGCCAUGACAGCACCCUCCCCUGAGCCAUCCACAUUACCAGGGAGGAGCCCCUCCUCUCCUACCCCUGUGACCUCACUUCUCACUCAUAGCCUGGGCAAGACCAAAGACACAUUGGCUACAAGUGUGGAACCUGUGUCCAGUUCACCUUCAAGUGAGAUCAGCACCACCACGGAGAUACUGUCCAGCUAUGAAUCUUCCACAGGUACAGAUGCAAUUCAGCCCUCCAAAAACACAGCUGGGACCCACAGGGCCAACACAAGUUUUGGACAUGAAGCACACUCCUCUGCCCCAGCUGACUCAGAGCCAUCCAAUGUCACAUCCCCAAUCAUUACUCCUUCCACCUCUAGGGACACCCGUGUAUCCACAUCAAUGCCUCACUCUUUAGGAACUACAAUGUUUGAGAUACACUCCACAUCCUCUCUGACUCCUGAACUGAGGAAGACCAGCACCGUCCAGCAGAACAGCUCAGCCAUAGAGAAAAUCACUCUCCUUUCCAAAGUACCCACUGAUACGACGACUGAGAUCUCUAGGAUACAACCGAUCUCCUCUAGCAGCACGUCCAUCUCUGGCCCUGUUCAGUCCGCGAUGUCGCCAGACAUUCCUGCGGGCAUCAUCACCAGGCCCUCUGCCUCUCCAGUGAUGACAGAAUCUGCAGAAGUGACCGUGACCCCCCAAACAGGUCCCACUGAGGCUACAUCACAGCACCCACUUCACUUGGGCACUACAACCAACACCUCAGGGGCAGAGAUUCACUCGACUGUGACUCAGAGUUUUACGCAAUCAGAGAUGACCACUCUCAGGAGCAGAGGUCCUGAGGAUGUGUCUUGGCCAAGCCCUGCCUCUGUGACAGAAACUGGCUCUCCAUCUUCCCCAGGGAAUGUACCUGCCAUGACAGCACCCUCCCCUGAGCCAUCCACAUUACCAGGGAGGAGCCCCUCCUCUCCUACCCCUGUGACCUCACUUCUCACUCGUAGCCUGGGCAAAACCAAAGACACAUUGGCUACAAGUGUGGAACCUGUGUCCAGUUCACCUACAAGUGAGAUCAGCACCACCACGGAGAUACUGUCCAGCUAUGAAUCCUCCACAGGUACAGAUGCAAUUCAGCCCUCCAAAAACACAGCUGGGACCCACAGGGCCAACACAAGUUUUGGACAUGAAACACAUUCCUCUGCCCCAGCUGACUCAGAGCCAUCCAAUGUCACGUCCCCAAUGGUUAUUCCUUCCACCCCUACGCACACAAGUGUUUCCACUUCAAUGCCUCACUCUUUAGAAACUACAAUGGUUGAGAUACACUCCACAUCCUCUCUGACUCCUGAACUGAGGAAGACCAGCACCGUCCAGCAGAACAGCUCAGCCACAGCAAAAAUCGCCAUCCUUUCCAAAGUACCCACUGAUACGACGACUGAGAUCUCUAGGACAGAACCGAUCUCCUCUAGCAGCACGUCCACCUCUGGCCCUGUUCAGUCCGCGAUGUCACCAGACAUUCCUGCGGGCAUCAUCACCAGGCCCUCUGACUCUCCUGUCACCACAGAAUCUGCAGAAGUGACCGUGACCACCCAAACAGGUCCCACUGAGGCUACAUCACAGCACCCACUUAGCCUGGGCACUACAACCAACACCUCCGGGGCAGAUAUUCACUCAACUGCCAUGACAACACCCUCCCCUGAGGCAUCCACAUUACCAGGGAGGAGCUCCUCCUCUCCUAACCCUGUGACCUCACUUCUCACCCACGGUCUGGGGAAGACCAAAGACACAUUAGUUACAACCUUGGGAGCAGUGACCACCUUACCUCCAACUUUGAGUAGUCCCACAGUUGAGAUAAUUUCCACCUCUGAAUUUUCCAUAGAUACAGAGAAAAUUCUUCCUUCCAUAUACACAAUAAUGAGUACUGUGGGUUCUAGCAGUUCUGGAGAUGAACUAAGUUCCUCUGUCCCAAUUUUUCCUGAGUCCUCCAGCACCACAUAUCCUAUGGGUACUGCUUCCUCCGUGUAUGAGACCGCUUUUUCCACAACAAUACGUUCCUCCUUUGAGAUGAAGACACUUUCCCAUCUGACUCCUAGACUGAAGGAGACAAGAGUAACCUUGGAUUCCAGCUCAAGCACACUCACAAACACACCGUCAUCGCAUCUGUUCACUCAUGGUUUGAAGGGUCCCAAGACUGAUGUUACGUCUUCUGUGACAGUAUCAGCACCAGAUCAGCCUCUGUCUACACAGUACACUGACAUUCCAGUGGAAACAGUCACACGCUUUUACACUUCUCCCUCCAUUACAGGGUCUGCUGGCAUAACUGUCCCAGAAUCCAAUCUUUCUGUGCCUGUAUCAGAAAAUACACGUUACCUAAGCACAGAUAUGUUGUCUUCAGCGGAGACCAUUUUUGCUAAUAACACACUAACACCUUCUUUGUCAGAGGCCAUGGCUUCCUUUGCUACAUCUGGAGUUCCAGGUGCCAUCUCAGUCAGUACAUUUUCUAGGACAGAAUCAGACCCUGGGGAUGCUACUAUGCCCACCACGGCAGAGAGUCUACCUUCUUCAGCUUCAAUACCAUUCCCCUCUUUGACCUUCCGUACCACUGAUUCUUCAUCCACCCCACUCCCCCAUUGGAUUACUUCCUCACCAGCUACCGCAAGAACAGUAGACACCAACCUUGAGGCAGAGAGCCAAAGCACUGCUGCAUUACCCUUGGUUACAGCCAGUACUUUGCAGACUUGGACCCAGCCAGUCAGGACAUCUUUACCACCCAUUAUGGAUACCAGAAUGACAGAGAGUGUUGGUUUGGGAACAGUGACAAGUACUUCUCAAGUUCUUCCACACUCAACCCAGUUGACAAGGACUGAUGGCAUUGUGGAGCGUAUCACAAAGAUACCCAAUGAAGCAGCACAUGGAGACACCACCGUCCAUGUCCCCCUGGCAUCCACGUCUGCUAGUCUUAGAGGACUAUCAACAGGAGGGACAGAGAGGGCAGAGACCACUGCCAAGGUUCUGAAGACCACUUCCACAGUGACCUCGACUACCAGAGUCUCUACUCCCACUUCAGGUAUGCUGUCUCUCCUUAGGACAUCAGAUAAAACAGCCAGCAUAAGCACAACAGGAAUGAUCAUCACAACCCCAGAUGUUCCAAAGAUGAGAGCCUCAUUUGUCACCAGACCUGGAGACAAGACCAGCACAGUAGUUCCCAUGACAAUCCCAUCUACUUUCAAUAGAGGACCACAGACUACACCCUCACUGGUCCCUAGUUCUGGGGCAGAGACCAGUACAGCUGUUCCAACUCUGACUGAUUCCAUGCACAAACCAGAGACAACAGCCUCAUGGGUCACCCAUACAGAAACAAGUUCAGCUAUUCUAACUAUGACUGCUUACCCUGGGAAGCCAAAUACAACAGCUUCACUGGUCACCCAUCCUGUAGACACCAAACUGACUGUUCCCAGGACAACCCCCAAUGUUUCCCAUAGUGAAUUAGACACCACAUUCUCAGUGGCCACCAGUCUUGGGGCAGAAGUCAGUUCAGUUGUUCCAACUCGUACUGUCUCAGCUGGUGUACCAGAUAUCAGGACUUCACAGGUCACUAGCUCUGAGACAGACACCACUAUGGCUAUUGUACCUCUGACUCUUUCUCCUGGUGAACCAGCAACCACAGUCUUAAUGGUCACCCAUUCCAGUGAAGAGACAAGCACAAGUUUUCCUGCUUCAACUAUUUUUCCUCAUUUACCAGAGAUCACAGCCGCACCAUCCAUCCCACCUGGGUUGGAGACUAAUACAACUCUUCCAAAUCAGACUGUUUCUCUCAGUCCACCAGAAACAUCCUCUCUCUUCACCACAACUGUGACCAAGACAGUCAGAGUUAAUCUAACUCCAACAGCUUCAUUUGGUGUUCCUGCAGAAACAGCCUCACUCUCUACCCAUCCUGGGACAGACAUCAGCGCAACUAUCUCAACUUCAGCUCCUUCCCGUGGUUUACCAGAGACCACAGGCUUACUGGCCACCAGGCCUGCAACAGAGGCCAAUACAAGUACCCCAGCUCUGACUGUUUCCCCUGGCGUUCUUGGGCCUUUCAGGACCCCUGCAACAAUUGUUGGGCUUUAUCCUGUACCUUCCGGGAGCACAGAAACCUCACCACCCACAACCUCAGCUGGACUCCCAGAAUUUCCCAAGACCGUGACAGGGGACACCAUGACCUUGAUAACAUCAGAGACUCCAACACCACCUAAAACCAGUCAUGAGGAAGGAUUAAGUACAACCACUGUCCUGAAAACCACCACUGUUGAGACCACUCAUUUAGCUGCCACAGGUUCAGGUCCCACUGUGGCCAAGACCACAAUCACCUUCAAUACACUGUCUGGAAGUCCUUUUGCCCCUGUGACCACACCUGGAACCUCUACCUUGGCCUCUGUGAGGGUGACUUCAGGAACAAAAGUGGAGCCAUCAAUUCAUCUACCAACAGACCAACCAACAAUCAGUCCCAGCUUCCAGAACUUCCAGCUGAAUUUCACUGUCACCAACUUAAUCUAUUCCCAAGACAUAGCCCCAGGCACACCCAAACACCAGCGGAACAAGAGAAAUAUUGAGGAUGCGCUCAACCAGCUCUUCCGAAACAGCAGCAUCAAGAGUUAUUUUUCUGACUGUCAAGUUUCAGCAUUCAGGUCUGAGCCCCACAGUAACCACACUGGGGUAGACGCUCAGUGUAACAUCUCACCAUUGGCUCAGAGACUGGACAGAGUUGCCAUCUAUGAGGAAUUCCUGCGGCUGACCAAGAAUGGUACCCAGCUGCAGAAUUUUAUCCUGGACAGGAAUAGUGUCCUUGUGGAUGGGUAUUCUUCCAAUAGAAACGAUGUCUUGACUGAGAAUUCGGACCUCCCCUUCUGGGCCAUCAUCCUCAUCUGCCUGGCAGGACUCCUGGUGCUCAUCAUGUGCCUGAUCUGCUGUUUCCUGGUCACUGUCUCCAGGCGGAAGAAGGAGUUAGACUGCGAGGCUCAGCAACAAUGCCUGGGCUAUAACCUGCCACACCUGGACCUAAGGAAGCUGCAGUGACAUCUGCUUGAGUCCCCUUUUCCCAGUCAGGUUCCAAAGGAGCUUGGCUGGAACAGAAAUAAACCACGCUGGUCAGACA